Molecule: messenger RNA, 3070 nt
Organism: Antechinus flavipes (yellow-footed antechinus)
Lineage: Eukaryota; Metazoa; Chordata; Mammalia; Dasyuromorphia; Dasyuridae
Gene: UBLCP1
Product: ubiquitin like domain containing CTD phosphatase 1
Exons: 11
Coding region: 979-1935 (318 amino acids)
Biological process (GO): protein dephosphorylation
Cellular component (GO): nucleus
Molecular function (GO): protein serine/threonine phosphatase activity; protein binding
Source: RefSeq, a predicted model, not a curated record
GAAACCGGCGGAAACCUCUGUGGGGAGCUGACCACCCCCUUUCCUUUCUCUAUGAGGUCCAGAUCUCUUCUGCAGGGCCUUGGGGCCUGCGUUGUGGAGACCCCGGCUGGAGGCCGAAUCUGCUGCUGUCCCGGGGCUCCCUGUGGAGAUGAAUGUGAUGGGAGGGGAGAGGACAGGAUGUUAGUGUUGGUGAGGUGGGCUGGAGGUGUCGAGGUGACUCCCCUACCUGUCCCCUCACAAGGGCCCAGGCCAGCGCUCCCUUCACUGACAACUUGUUUCCCCACCCUGUUUCAAAGCCUCCUUUGCUGAAGUCCUUCCCUCCCGUUUUGUGUCCACCUGCCACCACUUCUCUCCUGUCCCUUCCCCCACCCCCUUCCAUUUCCGCUCCUCCCCCCAACACACCUAUUCUAUUCUUGGUAAUUCCCUCCACCCUCCUGAGUUAUUUCCAGACUUCUUGCAAGUUCACUGAUCUGAAGGCGUCGCUAAUAUCAAGGCGCUCUUGCUUUUCUCACCCGUUUUCUGUUGUGCUAUUCUCUUGUUACACUUCCUUGCAAUUACUAUAACUACAAGUUCAGGCCCGUCUAAUCAUUACGUGUGUGUAUGUAUGUGUAUGUUGUGUGUGAGUGUGUGUGUUUGCCAAGCUCAGUGCUUUGCAGAGAGCAGACGUUUAAUAAGUGUUUGUUCAAUUGGAUUCCCCUGCCUUUUGCUUCCUUUACUAUGUUCUUUGAACUUUUCUUCAGAAUGUGGAUGGUAUCAUAAAAUUUAUAGACCGAAUACAAAUUACUGGGGGUAGUAAUAAUGUGAAAAGAGCUCUGGAUAUGGAAUCAAAGGAACUGAAUUCAGAUCUCCGCUGUUCUACUCAUGUACUCUUAUGACCUUGGUUGAAUACCCUUCCUCAGCCUCAUUGUUCUCAUCUAGAAUGUGGAAGGGUAAUGCUAGGUCUUUUGACAAUAAAUUGCUUGAUCGCAUGCUUCAGGGAUGUCUCUCUCUCUCAUAAUAAAAUGGGGUGGACAAGAAUAUUCAAUAACCACACUUUCCGAAGAAGAUACGGUGCUAGAUCUCAAGCAAUCCCUCAAGACACUUACAGGAGUGCUACCAGAACGCCAAAAGUUGCUUGGUCUCAAAGUUAAAGGCAAACCUGCAGAAAAUGACGUUAAGCUUGGAGCUCUCAAACUGAAACCAAAUACUAAAAUCAUGAUGAUGGGAACUCGAGAGGAGAGCUUGGAAGAUGUCUUAGGCCCACCACCUGACAAUGAUGAUGUUGUCAAUGAUUUUGAUAUUGAAGAGGAAGUAGUUGAAGUAGAAAAUAGGGAAGAAAACUUGCUAAAAAUUUCUCGAAGAGUUAAAGAUUAUAAAGUGGAAAUUUUGAAUCCUCCCAGGGAAGGAAAGAAACUUUUGGUUCUAGAUGUUGACUACACAUUGUUUGAUCACAGGUCCUGUGCAGAGACUGGGGUAGAAUUAAUGCGGCCAUAUCUUCAUGAAUUCUUAACAUCUGCAUAUGAAGAUUAUGACAUAGUAAUUUGGUCUGCUACAAAUAUGAAGUGGAUUGAAGCUAAAAUGAAGGAGCUGGGAGUAAGUACGAAUACAAACUAUAAGAUCACCUUCAUGUUGGACAGUGCUGCUAUGAUAACAGUGCAUACCCCAAGAAGAGGCCUAAUAGAUGUAAAACCUCUUGGUGUUAUAUGGGGAAAAUUUUCAGAGUUUUACAGCAAAAAAAAUACCAUUAUGUUUGAUGAUAUUGGAAGAAAUUUUCUUAUGAACCCACAGAAUGGAUUAAAGAUAAGGCCUUUUAUGAAAGCUCAUCUAAAUAGAGAUAAAGAUAAAGAACUUUUAAAGUUAACCCAAUACCUCAAGGAAAUAGCAAAAUUAGAUGACUUUUUGGAACUGAAUCACAAACAUUGGGAAAGGUAUCUCUCAAAGAAGCAAGGGCAGUAGUUCUAUGAUGCAUUAGCAUUUAUCUGAAGAUAAUUGAGAUCUAUGGACCUUUCCUUGCUUUUAUGCUAGAUAUUAUAAUGAUAGUGCUGGACACUGAAGCAAACAUCAGACUGACUGACUGCUUAUCCUUGGUCUUCCAGUUUUUAAUUUAAUUUAAUUUUGUAUUUUUUGAAGAUCACAGCAAUAAGCUAAAAAGAAAAAAUCCAGUUUCUUUUUCAAAUAUAUACUUCAACGUUACUAUUUAAAAAUAAUACCUACUUUUGCACUGCUGCCAAGGUAUUAUUGUAAUUUUUUCCCCUACAAAAAUGGAGGAAAAUAUUUUUACUAAUUUUCCUAAUGAUGUUAUUCAGUAACUUUGGAAACAGCUUGAGACUUUAGGUUUUUGUUUCAUUAAAUCUCCAAAGACCAAAAUCCUGUCUUGAAACUGGAAAGCAAGAUUUUAUUUUAUAUUUUUAAGACCAAAAAAUUUGUGCAGGUAGCCAGUUUUGGUAUCCUUUUAAAUAACCAAGGUUCUUCAUCCUUCUGUCUUAGACACAGUUUUCCUUCCUUGUUGCAAUAUUUAAGUUUCUAAAUACAAACUCUUAGUUUGGUUUGUAUUUUGUGUGUCAGUGUUUUUUUGUAUAAGACUGGAAAGCACCAGCCCUAAGGCAAAUGUGCCAUAUUGGGAAAAGGUGGAUUCCUGGAAAAUAAUUACUGACAAACCAAAUUUGAAGGGAAAAAAAAAAAAGUCCAGCUGUAUUUGAUGGCUAAGUAGAAGCAUUUCUGCCUAAAAACCAUUGUCAUAAAGCAGUUUAAAAGCACUAAAUUUCAAAUAGGAUAUGCCACAGAUUCAUCCCUAAUAAAGCAUGAACAAAAGCCCUUGUUCUGUUCUAGUUAAAUCUUGUCCAAGUGCAAAUACCAUAUAUCAAUUGAAAUACCUAGCCAUACAGUUUUCAAAAAGUCAUUUAUUUGCGAUGCUUAAGCCUGCACUAUAGAAGUAUGAUGUGACUGCUGUUUUGCGUUAUUGACAGUGUUACAUUAUACAGUUUUUGUAUUUGAAAGAAGUCCGAGCCUUUCAAAUAAACAUGGUAUAUAUUGUUCUUAAGGGACUAUAGCAGUGGUGUAAAUAAUAAAUACCUUUUCUUAAAACAUUGGA